This is a messenger RNA of Pseudomassariella vexata, 6660 nucleotides long. RefSeq names its product Sec63 Brl domain-containing protein. Gene Ontology annotation, molecular function: ATP hydrolysis activity; nucleic acid binding; ATP binding. Gene Ontology annotation, cellular component: nucleus. The transcript has 2 exons. NCBI's taxonomy places the organism in Eukaryota, Fungi, Ascomycota, Sordariomycetes, Amphisphaeriales, Pseudomassariaceae. Bases 1 to 6660 code for a protein of 2219 amino acids. The record is from RefSeq and is a predicted model, not a curated record.
AUGGCGGACCAUCAGCGAGAUGUGUCGCAGUACAAGUACUCGGCCAUGUCCAACCUGGUCCUCCAGGCGGAUCGCCGUUUUGUCACCAGGCGAACGGAUGAGGCCACUGGAGACCCCGAAUCUCUCGCGGGGCGACUGAGUAUCAACGACAUGGGUGCUCGUGUAGCUCGUGACGAGGCUCCCAAGCAGAAGAAGGCCAGUGGACUGCCGAACAUGGUGAGAGGAAGUAUGCAGGAGGGCCAGGACAUUCUGGCAAGGGAGCAGCGGAAGCGCAAGGGCGACCCGUCACAGAUGAGAGCCACGGGCAUCCUGGGCCAGGCAGACCUGAUGGUUGAAGGACUUACAUAUCGGCCGCGCACUCACGCGACGCGAGCGACGUACGACCUCAUCCUCACUACCGUGGCAAAUAGUCUGGGCGAUGUCUCCCAUGAGAUCGUCCUCAGCGCCGCCGAUGCCGUCCUCGAGUUCUUGAAAGAUGAGGACAUGAAGGACUUCGACAAGAAGAAGGAAAUCGACGAUCUGCUGGGCGCCACCCUCAACCCUAAGCAGUUCAACGAGCUGGUCAACUUGGGGAAGAAGAUCACAGACUAUGAUGCUCAGGACGACGACGAAAUGGACACUGGCGCUGAUGGAGCAGAGGAUGACGCCGAACUCGACGAGCGACAAGGUGUGGCCGUCGUAUUCGAAGACGAGGAUGAAGAUGAGGAGGCGCCCGUUCUGAAUGAAGUUCGCGAUGAGUCCUCAGACGACGAGGCGGAGCCUGAUAAUGACGAAGAGGCCGCCCUGGAAUCAGAAGAACGGGCAGCUGGUGCAGGUGAAGAUCGAAAUGGAGAUGGCGCCGAGGACGAUGAAAUGAUUAUCGACUCGGGACCGGUUGAUGGGAAAAGUGGUGAUGACAGCAAAGGUCAGAACUACAUUCCGGCCCGUGCCAUCGACGCGUACUGGCUGCAAAGAGAAAUCGGCAAGCUCUACCCCGACGCUCAUAUCCAGCAUGACAAAACUCUCCAGGCACUACGGAUACUUUCUGGUGAGCCAGAUCAAGUAGGUGGGGAAGAAAAACAGCUCAGAGAGAUUGAAAAUGACUUGAUGGAACUUUUCGACUACGAACACCACGAGGUCGUUCAGAAGCUCAUCGAGAAUCGAGAAAAGGUCGUCUGGCUCACCCGAUUGGCUAAAGCUGACAAUGACGAAGAACGUGGAGUCGUUGAACGUGAGAUGGCAUCUGAAGGUGUCAGAUGGAUACUGGAUGAGCUCCGGGGCAAGAAAACCAACGGUCAAAAGAAGAUGGAAAUAAGGAUGGACAUCGACGUACCAGCUUCUUUUACCGAUGAUUCUGCGCCGAAGGCUGAGCGCGGCGAAGGUCAACUUGUUGGUGGCCUUCAGCCGCGUAAGUUCAUCAACCUAGACAACCUCAUCUUUGACCAAGGCAACCAUCUUAUGACCAAUCCCAAGGUCAGACUACCUGAGGGAUCCACGAAGCGAACUUUCAAAGGAUAUGAAGAGAUACAUGUACCUGCUCCCAAGAAGCGCAACGAUCCGUCAGAUGUCAACAUACCCGUCAUUGACAUGCCCGAAUGGGCCCGUGUGCCGUUCAGUCAAUCCGGGGCCAAAUCACUGAACAAGAUCCAGUCCAAGUGCUUUCCAUCUGCAUUUGAGGAUGACGGCAACAUGCUCAUUUGUGCACCCACCGGUAGUGGAAAGACAAAUGUUGCUAUGCUUACUAUUCUGCGAGAAAUCGGAAAACAUCGAGACUCCAAAACAGGGGAGAUAGACUUGGAUUCUUUCAAAAUCGUUUACAUUGCGCCCCUUAAAGCUCUUGUACAAGAACAAGUCGGAAACUUUGGUAAACGACUUGCAGAAUACGGCAUCACUGUUUCAGAAUUAACCGGUGAUCGUCAACUCACGAAGCAGCAAAUUGCGGAAACGCAGAUUAUUGUCACAACUCCAGAAAAGUGGGAUGUCAUCACAAGAAAAGCGACUGAUAUGAGCUAUACAAACCUCGUGCGUCUGGUCAUCAUCGAUGAGAUUCAUCUUUUGCAUGACGACCGUGGACCGGUCCUGGAGAGCAUUGUCAGUAGAACGAUGCGAAAGACAGAGCAAACUGGAGACCUAGUACGCCUUGUCGGUCUUUCAGCAACACUUCCCAACUACAGGGAUGUAGCUAGUUUCCUUCGUGUCGAUCCACAGAAGGGGUUGUUCCACUUCGAUGGCUCUUUCCGACCCUGCCCUCUCAAACAAGAGUUCAUUGGUGUCACAGACAAGAAGGCCAUCAAACAGCUCAAGACAAUGAACGACAUCACGUACAACAAAGUCAUAGAGCACGUAGGAGCUAAUAAGAACCAAAUGCUCAUUUUUGUGCAUUCUCGGAAAGAAACUGCCAAGACGGCUAGGUAUGUCCGAGACAAAGCUCUUGAGAUGGAGACCAUCAAUCAGAUCUUGAAGCACGACUCUGGCUCUAGGGAAGUCCUGAAGGACUCAGCUGAUUCUGCCACGGAUUCGGACCUGAAGGACCUUCUGCCAUACGGUUUUGGCAUCCAUCACGCCGGCAUGAGCCGUCCGGAUCGAACAGAUGUGGAGGACCUAUUUGAAAAGGGUCUAAUUCAAGUACUUGUCUGUACCGCAACGCUAGCCUGGGGUGUUAACUUACCAGCACACACUGUCAUCAUCAAGGGCACACAGGUCUACUCACCUGAAAAGGGUAGUUGGGUAGAACUGAGUCCCCAAGAUGUGCUGCAAAUGUUGGGACGUGCGGGUCGACCGCAAUACGAUACAUAUGGUGAAGGUAUCAUCAUCACGACGCAGACGGAAAUGCAGUAUUACCUGUCGUUGCUCAAUCAACAAUUACCCAUCGAAAGUCAAUUUGUUAGUCGUCUGGUUGACAACUUGAACGCUGAGAUCGUUUUGGGCAAUGUCAGGAGUCGAGACGAAGGUGUCGAAUGGCUCGGGUACACUUACCUAUUCGUCCGAAUGUUGCGAUCCCCAGGCUUGUACAGUGUAGGUGCUGACUACGAAGAUGACGAGGCACUGGAGCAGAAGCGAGUGGAUUUGAUACAUUCUGCCGCAACGGUGCUCAAGAAGUCAAAUCUGAUCACCUACGAUGAGAAGACAGGCAAGCUCAAGGGCACGGAACUUGGCAGGAUAGCCUCACAUUACUACAUCACAUACGGCUCAAUGGACACUUACAACAAACUCAUCCAGCCUUCCAUUACAACAAUCGAGCUCUUCCGAGUUUUCUCGCUUAGUGCAGAGUUCAAAUUCAUACCCGUCAGACAGGAUGAGAAACUGGAACUUGCGAAGCUUCUUACUAGGGUUCCUAUCCCGGUUAAGGAAAGCAUUGAAGAGCCCCACGCCAAGAUCAACGUCCUUCUCCAGGCUUACAUAUCCAGACUCAAACUGGAUGGUUUGGCUCUCAUGGCUGACAUGGUAUACGUGACUCAGUCUGCUGGUCGUAUCCUGCGAGCGAUCUUUGAGAUCACGCUGCAAAAGGGGUGGGCAAACGUGUGCAAGACAGCGUUAGAUCUGUGCAAGAUGGCUGAAAAGAGAAUGUGGCCAACGAUGACGCCGCUGCGUCAGUUCCCUAUGCUGGGACACGACCGAAACAUUGUGGCCAAAGCAGAAAGGAUCGAAGUGCCAUGGAGCAGCUACUUUGAUUUAGACCCUCCGCGCAUGGGUCAGUUGCUUGGCCUCCCUAGAGAAGGCAGGAAAGUCUGUGAUCUUGUCGCCAAAUUUCCACGUGUCGAAAUUCAGGCUCAAGCACAGCCAAUGACGCGAUCCAUGCUGCGAAUUGAGCUCAGUAUCACGCCUAACUUCGAAUGGGAUGAUGCAUUGCACGGAUCUGCAGAGAACUUCUGGAUAAUGGUGGAGGAUUGUGAUGGUGAAGACAUACUUUUCCAUGACCAGUUCCUGCUUCGCAAGGAUUACGCCGUGUCAGAGAACAACGAGCACCUGGUCGACUUCACAGUAUCUAUCACCGACCCAAUGCCGCCAAACUACUUCAUCUCCGUAAUCUCAGACAGGUGGAUGCAUUCGGAGACCAAAUUACCUGUUUCAUUCCGAAAACUCAUUCUUCCCGAGAAGUUCCCCCCACACACGCAACUUUUGGAGUUGCAGCCUCUGCCUGUGGCCGCGUUGAAGGCCAAGGACUAUGCAAACAUAUACGAAGAUUGGGACUACUUCAACAAGAUCCAGACCCAAACCUUCAAUUCACUUUACACCACAGACGACAACGUGCUCAUCGGCGCUCCUACGGGCAGCGGUAAGACUGUUUGUGCCGAAUUUGCUCUGCUCAGACUCUGGGCCAAGCCAGAGUAUGGACGUGCUGUAUACGUUGCACCAUUCCAAGAGCAAAUAGACAUCAGGCAUGAAGACUGGACCAAGAAGUUCGGGCAGAUUCGUGGUGGAAAAGACAUCGUUAAGCUCACUGGAGAGACAGCGACAGAUUUAAAACUCCUCGAGAAAGGAGACCUCAUCCUUGCCACCCCAACACAAUGGGACGUUUUGUCGAGGCAGUGGCAGCGACGUAAGAACAUAUCCACCGUGGAGCUCUUCAUAGCAGACGAGCUUCAUCUCUUAGGUGGACAAUCGGGCUACAUCUACGAGAUCAUUGUUUCGCGGAUGCACUACAUCCGCACGCAAGUUGAACUGGCUCUAAGAAUCGUGGGCCUCAGUGUCUCGCUAGCUAAUGCUCGAGAUAUUGGUGAAUGGAUCGAUGCGAAGAAGAAGGACAUUUACAACUUCAGCCCCCAUGUUCGACCUGUCCCGUUGGAACUUCGCAUUCAAUCUUUCUCUAUUCCCCAUUUCCCUUCUCUCAUGCUCGCAAUGGCGAAGCCAACUUACCUUGCCAUCACGGAAAUGUCUCCUGACCAACCUGCCAUUGUCUUUGUUCCCAGCAGAAAGCAGACGAGAUUCAGUGCUCGUGAUAUUCUAGCAGCAUGUUUGGCAGACGAUGACGAAGAUCGAUUCCUACACGUCGACGUGGAGCAAUUGCGCCCGCUCUUGGGCAGAAUUCACGAAGAAGCCUUGGCGGAGGCGCUUUCACACGGUGUAGGUUACUACCACGAAGCGCUCAGUCAAAGUGACAAGAAGAUCGUGAAGCAUCUCUACAACCAAGGGGCCAUUCAAGUCUUGGUGGCGUCACGUGACGUGUGCUGGGAGCUCGACUGCACUGCACAUCUAGUCGUGGUCAUGGGCACUCAGUACUUUGAAGGCCGUGAGCAUCGCUACAUUGAUUACCCCCUCAGCGAGGUGCUCCAGAUGUUUGGCAAAUCCCUACGUCCAUCCAGAGAUGGCCGAGGUCGAGGCGUCUUAAUGGUCCCGGGCGUCAAACGCGAGUACUACAAGAAGUUCUUGAACGAGGCUCUGCCGGUAGAAUCGCAUCUCAACAACUUUGUGCACGAUGCCUUUGUGACAGAAGUCAGUACGAAGAUGAUCGAGUCUGCAGAGGAUGCCAUCAACUGGACCACCUUUACGUACUUCUACCGCAGGCUUCUUGCAAACCCCAGCUACUACGGCCUGACUAGUGCGACUAACGAUGGCUUGAACGCCUUCCUUUCGGAUCUCGUCGAGACGACGUUGAAGGAGCUCACCGAGUCAAAGAUUAUUGAUUUCGAUGAAGACGAUGGAACCGUUGCACCUCAGAACGCUGCCAUGAUUGCCGCAUACUACAACAUCUCGUAUAUUACGAUGCAGACAUUCCUGCUUUCACUCACUGCCAGAACAAAGCUCAAGGGCAUUCUUGAGAUUGCCACGUCGGCCACCGAAUUCGAAACAAUCCAGAUCCGACGCCACGAAGACACCCUGCUUCGGAGAAUCUACGACAGGGUACCAGUGAAGAUGUCUGAGCCUGUAUACGAAUCACCGCAUUUCAAGGCUUUUGUUCUCCUGCAAGCACAUUUCUCACGGAUGCAGUUGCCCAUCGAUCUAGCCAAGGACCAGGAGAUCAUCGUGACCAAGGUAUUAAGCCUUUUAAGUGCAACAGUUGAUGUUCUUUCUUCAGAUGGGCACCUUAACGCCAUGAAUGCCAUGGAAAUGUCGCAGAUGGUGGUCCAGGCCAUGUGGGAUCGAGAUAGUCCUCUGAAACAGAUUCCUCAUUUCACAACCGACGCCGUUAAGGUGGCAAAUGAGUCUGGAAUCAAGGAUAUCUUCGACUUCAUGGAAGCUAUGAAUCCCGAGGAGAACCCUAACUACGCCAGCCUGGUCAAGCGCCUUGGUCUCACGCCAAAACAGCUUCAACAGGCAGCACACUUCACCAACACCAAGUACCCCGACAUUUCACUGGAAUUCGAGCCUGUUGACGUGGACAAUAUCCGAGCUGGCGAGCCGGCUUACCUCAACAUCCAAAUCGAGCGCGAAGUUGACGAUGAAGAUGGCGAGGUGGAUACGACAGUCCACGCUCCGUUCUACCCGGUCCAGAAGAUGGAGAAUUGGUGGCUAGUGGUGGGAGACGAAAGCACCAAAACGCUGCUUGCAAUCAAGCGAGUCACCAUUGGGCGGCAGCUGAAGGUCCGCUUCGAGUACACUGUGCCCACACCUGGCAAACACGAUCUUAAGCUCUUCCUGAUGAGUGACAGCUACGUGGGCGUUGACCAGGAACCUACCUUCUCCGUCAACGUAGCGGAGGGCAUGGAUACGGAUUCGGACGAGGAGGAGGAUGAAGAAUAG